AUGUCUGAAGAUGAAGAGGUGCUCCUUAAUAAAAAGGAGAUGGAAAAAGCUCUGCAAAAACAAAUAGAAAGUGAUGCCAAACAAAGUUAUAUCCAAAAACUUGAGUCUGCAAAGAUCUUACUGCAAGAGAUCCACCAUAGUUUAGCAAAUGCUAAGAUCCUUGAAGCUCUAGAUAUGCAUCUGGAGGGCCUCUCAGCUAUCCAAGACAAAUUGCAAAAUCCGGAAGCUAAAGGAUCCCUGCUUUCCAAAGACAAUCAACUUCAAAAACUCCAGAAAGAGGUUAACGCUAUUAAUCAAAAACUUGAUAAAAUAGCCCUAGCCUCUUCUCAACCAAAGCAAAACCAGUAA
Molecule: messenger RNA, 348 nt
Organism: Aspergillus tanneri
Lineage: Eukaryota; Fungi; Ascomycota; Eurotiomycetes; Eurotiales; Aspergillaceae
Exons: 1
Coding region: 1-348 (115 amino acids)
Source: RefSeq, a predicted model, not a curated record